GCAGGUGGGCAGACUGUCAGAUGGAGCAGUGUGGCACAAUUGAACGCGCACUUACAUUUUAAUGGCUUCUCUCUGAUCAUCUUUCUAUCACCGAGGUUUGAGGUUGGAUAUCAUCUGUUGCUUUUUAUUUUAAUUUUACAUAUCUUUUAUUGUCUACUGAUAACUCUGAUUAGCAGAGUCUUUGCUCAGAAAUGGAGGAGCCCGAUAUACGACAACAGAAGCUGGACAACCAGCGAACCCUUUUGAUCAAAAAGCAGCAAAAGAAGAGGGCUGAUUCUCAAAUGGUGACCGCCAAUUGGGAUACUCGUCAAAAGAACAGGAAGCACAAAGCUGCCCGGUCGGAUGAAACUCCUCUGUUGAUCAGCCAGUCCCUGAGUAGCACUUCCCUGAGUGAUCAAGUUGAGCACGCACAUGAUAACCCACUGGAUGAGAUCACAUUGGGUGAAUGCAAUAUGACAGCAAGUGAGACGUUAGAGGAAAGGCCUUCAGAGGAGCCGGCUACUCCCAAAAAAGAUUUGAACUUGGAAGUCGACAACGAGCCUGAGGUGAAGUGUGACGUGAAUAAUGAUUCCCCGUCGGAGGGAAAAAAGACAAAGAAGAAAGAUGUGAAAAAGGAUAAAGAGGUGGAUCAGAACAAGGAAAAGGACAAAGACACGGAGAAAAAGGAGAAAAAAACUAAGACGAAGGACAAAGUAAAAGAAUCUGAAGACACACAGAAGACAAACAAGACAACCAAACAAUCAAAAAAGAUGCAUUUACAGGAGGCCGCAACUCAGGAGACCGAGUCAGUGAUGGACGUGGCAAGUCCAAAGAAGAAUAAAUGCGAUGAAAGUAAGAAUGAAGAGGAGGACAGGUCCCAGAGGCCUGUCCCUCAGUCACCUAAGAGGAAAAAACAACUCGACACAUCCAGGUGCCAAAUAAGUGAGGAGGGCAAAGACGAGGAAGUCCGGGAAAAGGAGAAAAAGAGAAAAAAGAGAAAAGAAGCAGAGAAGACUACGCCUAGUCUAGCUUCGCUUAAUUCCAACUACAGGGAGAGUUCAUCUUCAGACAGUGAAUCCAAUGAAAGACCAACUUCCCCAAUGUCAGUGGAGGACCUCGAGAAGUUCGCGUUGCGUCCCGCUCCCAGAGAUGUAACGAUCCAGUGCAGGGUCACCAGGGACAGGAGAGGUAUGGAGAAGGGCAUUUACCCGACUUACUACCUCCACAUGGAGAAGGAAGACGGACAGAGGGUGUUUCUAAUGGCAGGCAGAAAAAGAAAGAAGUGUAAAACAUCCAACUACCUCAUCUCCACUGACCCGACAAAUCUAUCCAGAGACACAAACUGCUACAUAGGAAAACUAAGGUCCAAUGUUCUUGGCACAAAGUUUACAGUCUAUGAUGGAGGAGAAAACCCAGAGAAAAAGCCCUUCAUCAAAGAGAGUGAAUCAGUACGGCAAGAGCUUGCAGCCAUUUGCUACGAGACGAAUGUGCUGGGUUUCAAGGGUCCAAGGAAAAUGACAGUGAUCAUCCCCGGGAUGCUGGAGAAUGAUGAAAGAGUUUCCAUCUGCCCAAAAAAUGAUCUUGAAACUCUUCUGGUGCGCAAUGCAAAUGGCAACAAAGACAAAUUGGUCACGCUGGUGAACAAGUCCCCGAGCUGGAAGGAAGAGACUCAGUCUUACGUGCUCAACUUCCACGGGCGUGUCACCCAGGCCUCAGUCAAAAACUUCCAGAUCAUCCACCCUGACAACGAGGAUUACAUAGUGAUGCAGUUUGGCCGUGUAGCAGAAGACGUCUUCUCCAUGGAUUACAGUUUCCCAAUGUCUGCCCUGCAAGCUUUUGCCAUCACCCUGUCAUCCUUCGAUGGCAAACUGGCCUGUGAGUGACCGUGCCGGUGUGCCUCAAGUGCUUAACUAGAUCUCUAAUCUAGACUUAGAGGUCAAAUUAAAACAAUGUACCCAUAAUGUUUUGUAUCCUGGUGCAUUAUGACCACUUGUAUAAAAUUCCACAGACUUAGAUUUCAGCGGAGACCAUUAUUAUUUUGCCACUUAGUCUUUUUUUUAAAUUGUGUAAAGGACUCAUGCAAUAAAAUACUGAGAAGAAAACUGUGUAAACACUACCAGUGAA
Molecule: messenger RNA, 2103 nt
Organism: Scophthalmus maximus (turbot)
Lineage: Eukaryota; Metazoa; Chordata; Actinopteri; Pleuronectiformes; Scophthalmidae
Product: tubby protein homolog
Exons: 12
Coding region: 192-1862 (556 amino acids)
Biological process (GO): protein localization to cilium
Cellular component (GO): cilium
Source: RefSeq, a predicted model, not a curated record